GUAAUGAUGCAUCAUCUUGAUUUUUCCAACGGCCAUCGACACGCUGACGGUGCGCUUGGAAUGUCGGGUGGAUCGGCAGGAGCGACCAUGCUGCACGAAUCCUUCUCUAGCCUUGUUGGCAACGUACCGUCGGCAAUGGAUUUGAACGGUGCGGACUUUCUGCAUCAUUACAGUCCGGCGGCGGUCGACUAUUGGAGUCCAGUGUCCUACAAAAACGGCACCAAUCCUAUGAAAGCGAUGGAAGCUUGUCUGCAGAACGCCAACAAAGGUCAAUACAAUCCGUUGGAACAGGUUGAGCAGCUCAGCAUCAACUGUGACAGCGAAUCACAAGGCUCACCGUUGCAGCAGGGAGGCGUCCACAGUCUUCAGCAGACUGGUCACAACGGCAACCACCUCGAACAUCAUCACCUCAACCAUAAUAACAACAACAACAACAACAGCCUUAGUAGUAACAAAAAUCUUCACGAGCCGCGCACCCAUGGCAAAGCACAUCGAACCACAAAUUCGCGCCAAAAGUCACGAGCAGGACGGCGCGGUGGUUCUGGCUCGCAAGAUUCUUCUCCCAAGGCGAGUGCAGACACACGCCUCGGUAUGGAAGAAGAUCAGGGUGAUUCGAGCAGAACGGAUGAGGACGAGGAAGAGGUUGGUGGCAGUGACGAAGACACAGGUGGUAGUGGUGUUAGUGGUGGUGGUGGUGGGAGAGGUGAUGGUGAGGGUGAAGUGGAUAGAAGAGAAUCCAUCAUACAAAAUGGCAGCAGACAGCAGCAGCAGCAGCAGCAGCACCACCAACAAUCCUCCAAGCAGCUGGGAGCGCCCACAACGGCCACUUUCGCAAGCAAAAAGUCUCCCGACGUGGAUAAACCUUAUCACUCGUCGCUGGCAUCGGUGGUGGUCGUACUGGAGGGCAAACACUUGUGGGACAAAUUUCACGAACAGGGCACCGAGAUGAUAGUCACCAAAGCCGGUCGCCGAAUGUUUCCCACCUUUCAGGUGAAGGUGGUGGGGCUAGAGCUGGCUGCGGAGUACCUCAUGAUUAUGGACUUUGUGCCGCUCGACGAUAAGCGCUAUCGAUACGCGUUCCACACCUCAAGCUGGGUCGUGGCCGGAAAGGCGGAUCCUAUCUCACCGCCGCGCAUCAGCGUCCAUCCGGACUCCCCAGCGACCGGUGCCACCUGGAUGAAGCAAACGAUUUCCUUCGACAAGCUGAAGCUCACCAACAAUCAGCUCGACGACAAUGGCCAUAUCAUUCUCAACUCGAUGCAUCGCUACCAGCCCCGGCUGCACGUUUGCUACUUUACGCGGAACGGCGUCAAGGACGAGAAGGACACGCUAACCCAUCGCACGUUCGUCUUUCCGGAAACGUCAUUCACGGCCGUCACCGCCUACCAAAACCAGCGGGUAACGCAGCUUAAGAUCGUCAGCAACCCCUUCGCCAAGGGCUUCCGAGACAACGAAACGAACGAAGAGUCCCAGGAACGAUCAGCACCGACUAUAAGCGAUCGGUUGAAAAACGAACGCAACUCCAGCUAUAAGAAAGAUAGCGAAAUGGCGACAAUUUCAACGGGCACCUCGUCCUCCUCACCGCGGAUAACUUCCUCCUCCGGUAGCACACCUUCCACCACAACACCCUCCGUCCUAGCGCUACAUCAAUCCGCACACCAUCAACCCACACUGCACCAUCUCCAGCAUCAUCUGCAGCAUCUUCACCAACCGCCCGGCGUCAAUCCCGUCGAAGGCGCUACAGCGACAACCGACGCCCAUCAUCAUCACCAUCAACAUCAGGCCCAUCUACAGCAGCAUCAGCAGCAGCAGCAACAACAACACCAGCACCUCCACAACGGAACUGCCGGUGGAUUGACCUCCCUCGUACCGGGACACCAUUCGCCACUAAACUCGCCCGCAUCUUCGUCCGGCGGAGGGUCAUCCCUUUCCCCGUACGGUCUAUCGCCGCACGGUACGGGUUCGGGCGGUACACCAACGACAAGCUCUUCCAUCGGUUCCGGUGGCAAUAUGCUUACCCAACCGUACGCUUCGGAUGCGAGUGGAUUCGGACCGAUCUACCACCAUCACCAUCAUCACCACCAUCACAACCCGUUGGCAGGUGGACCAACGCCAUACAUGGGCCAUCCAUCGUUCGUGGACAAGUACAAACUAUCCGCCACACCACCACCUCCCCCACCGCCACCACCAAACACACUGACGCCACCUGGAACGACGUAUGCAGGCCAUUAUCAGGGUUUCUACACCGGCGCAAGUCAUCCGGGUGCCGGUAUGCUUUCCGGUGGACAUCACACAAUGGCACACGGUGCAAGGACUACCGUUGCUUCGAUCGCUUGCCGGGACCGGACCGAUCAUGGUUGGUAUCCUUAA
This is a messenger RNA of Anopheles maculipalpis, 2370 nucleotides long. It is a transcript of the gene org-1, whose product is annotated as T-box transcription factor TBX1. The transcript is spliced from 7 exons. Gene Ontology annotation, cellular component: nucleus. Bases 4 to 2370 code for a protein of 788 amino acids. Lineage: Eukaryota; Metazoa; Arthropoda; Insecta; Diptera; Culicidae. The record is from RefSeq and is a predicted model, not a curated record. Gene Ontology annotation, biological process: regulation of transcription by RNA polymerase II; cell fate specification; positive regulation of DNA-templated transcription. Gene Ontology annotation, molecular function: DNA-binding transcription factor activity, RNA polymerase II-specific; RNA polymerase II cis-regulatory region sequence-specific DNA binding.